AUGAGUUUUAGUUGAAGCCAGAAGCUGCAUCUGGACUCUUUUCUCUCCAAACGUCAAGAAGAUGUUUCCAACGAUGCUGAAGAUAUUUCCAAUUCUAGCCACCCUUGCAGGUCGCGUCCACGGAGUUGUGGUGACCGUUCCUGAGAAGACGGUGAACGUCAAGACCGGCGGGAAUGCAACCCUUCUCUGCACCUACACGAGUUCUCAGCCGCUGGGAAACUUCUUCAUCCAGUGGAGCUUUUACAGCGCCAAAGAGAGCCAACUGCACACCAUCUACUAUUAUUCAGAAGGACAGUCUUAUUCCUACGGAGAGUUUAAGGACAGGAUCACAGCUUCGACAAGUCCAGGGAACGCAUCAAUAACGAUCUCCAACAUGCAGCCCUCAGACACUGGUUCCUACACCUGUGAAGUUUUCAGCCCCCAGGAUGAUGCUGGACAGAGUCAAAAAUCAGUGAUUGUCAACGUGCUGGUCAAACCCUCAAAGCCUUUCUGCAAAAUAGAAGGAACGCCUGAAAAAGGCCAUCUAAUCUACCUCUUAUGCAAGUGUGACCAAGGAUUGCCUCACCCCACCUACCGCUGGUACAAAGUAGAUGAGAACACCCUCACGCUGGUGACUGAACACUUCAAUCCAGACACUGGCAUUCUGUACAUUGGCAAUCUCACUACCUUUGAAACAGGACAUUACCGAUGCAUAGCCAGCAACAUCAUGGGGAACAGUACUUGUGAGCUCGACCUAACUUCAAUGCAUUCUGACGGUAAUAUUGUUGCUGGAGCAUUAAUUGGAGCAAUUCUGGCAGCUGUUAUCAUUUGUGCUAUCGUCUGGGUCUUAACCAAAAAGGCAAGGACAAAGAAGUCAUCAAGUAAUGAAAUGCAAGUAAUGGCUCAGAAACAUUCCAAUGCAGAGUAUGCUCAGGUACCUAAUGAAGAAAAUACACCUGCAACCACAGUUCUACCAAGCAAUGUGACAAGUGAGCAACCUAGUGCUGAUGAAGCAGCAGCGUCUGAAACACCAGAAAAUGAUGAGAAGCAUGAAAUGCAGCAAGAAGAAACAGCCUAAAGUUCAUUUUAAUACAGUUUUCCUCAUUGGCUUUGGAUCACAUUAUUA
Molecule: messenger RNA, 1105 nt
Organism: Lagopus leucura (white-tailed ptarmigan)
Lineage: Eukaryota; Metazoa; Chordata; Aves; Galliformes; Phasianidae
Gene: VSIG1
Product: V-set and immunoglobulin domain containing 1
Exons: 7
Coding region: 62-1057 (331 amino acids)
Biological process (GO): maintenance of gastrointestinal epithelium; epithelial cell morphogenesis
Cellular component (GO): plasma membrane
Source: RefSeq, a predicted model, not a curated record